This is a messenger RNA of Ooceraea biroi (clonal raider ant), 4043 nucleotides long. Its product is annotated as zinc finger protein 135. Gene Ontology annotation, biological process: regulation of DNA-templated transcription. Gene Ontology annotation, molecular function: DNA-binding transcription factor activity, RNA polymerase II-specific; RNA polymerase II cis-regulatory region sequence-specific DNA binding; zinc ion binding. Gene Ontology annotation, cellular component: nucleus. Lineage: Eukaryota; Metazoa; Arthropoda; Insecta; Hymenoptera; Formicidae. The record is from RefSeq and is a predicted model, not a curated record.
AGAUGUAUCGCAGGUCGAAAAGCAAAUGGUGGUCGUGUAAAUGGCACAUAGCGAGUAGUCGUAUUGUUUCGCGAGGUAGAUUACGCUGCCUCCGUAUCAAUGGAAGUUUCAAAUGACGAUGUGAUGGUGAAUAACACGGCUUGUACGGAGCGACUCGUCGGCGACGAGUGCCGCGUGUGCCUCAAGUCGUGCACGGAGACGCGUCAACUGUUCCACAACGGCGGUGGAAUACCGAGGAAGCUGAUGGCCGUUGCCGCCGUACAGGUAGAGGAAGGAGAUGGCCUACCAACUUCCAUUUGUUUAUCAUGUAACCACCUGCUUGAUCUGUCCUACGAUUUCAAAUGCCAGAUUCAGAGGUCUGAUGUGAAGUUACGCGAGAUCCUGCAGCUGCAGAAUGAGGAUACAAAAAAUGUGGUAUUAAUCAAGGACAUCAUCAGCGACGUCAUUUCCGAUGUCGCCUGCUGUAAGAAGCCACACAGUCACAUAGCACAACAGAUCUACUCAUCUCACGAUAUCAUUGCGUUCGACAACACUAGCACGAUACAACAGCCCGACGCAACCGUUAAUGGCGAAUCGUGCAUGACGCAUGAGUUCAUGCAGAAGACGCAGGAGAUUGUCGAUCCGAUCGGAAAGGAUACGCAGUACGAUACACUUAAGGACAAUGUACAUAACACAGAAAUGAUAGAAGUAGCCUUGUGUCACGAGACGCACACGGAUAACGUACUUGCCGACCAGUCGGACAGAUCGUCUGGCUCGACAAUGGAAGACAAGUGCGUGAAGCAGGAACAACUGCUGUUACCCGACGACAUGACGUCGGGCAGUCUGGUGGAUGAAAGCAGGGAAGAAGAUGCGCUAAAGAUCGAGGUGAAGAACGACGCGUCGUUGGAGGAUUUUGAGAGUGUCGCGAAACAGAGCGCGAUGCUAGGCACGGAUAAUCAGGGUGCAAAAGGCAGCCCGAACUGCAGCGACGACGAGGAGAAACCGCUGAUAAGCAGAACGGCCAGGCAAAAGUGCUUGCACUGCAUCAAAACGUUCACGACGAAAACGGCGUUACAGCGGCACAUGAUCAUACACAAGACGAAACUGCGCUACGUGUGUUACAUGUGCGACAAGCAGUUUUCGAAUCUUGCCAAGUUGAAGAGUCACGUGCUCAGCAGCCACAAGUCUCACGCGGCGGACACGAAAGCGCCGCAGGAGCAGAGGCAGGAGGAUAAGCGAGUUAGCAAAGCGUCAGCAAAAGUCACGAGAAGCAGCAACGUGGUGGAUGCCACGAGGGAGGAGAAGAGAAACUUCAAGUUCACCUGCAAGGUCUGCUCGAAGCAGUUCAUCUAUCAGAAAUCCUUCUUGUCGCACGCGAAAACUCAUCCCGAGUACAACGAGGAGACGUCGGACGACGUGUGCCACGAUCAGCCCGCGAAUAAGACGACCAGCGAGCAGAAGGACAACAAGGCGCCGACAUUCAGGGAAAACGAAUUCGAGGAGGAGGAGGAGGAGGAGGAAGAUGACGACGACAGCGAUCUGCCGAUCGAGAGCCUACAGUGUACGCAGUGUGGCAAGCUCUUCGCCACGAAGAGAAACUUGAAGAGGCACAUCUCGACGCACAGCGGCUUGAAGUUCAACUGCUCCACCUGCGGAAAGGGAUUCUCAAGAAUCGACAAGCUGAAGGAUCACGAGCAGUCGAAACACAAGGAGGAAAUAUUCGGCAACACGGACGACGAGGACGAUGACGAGGAAGAUAAUGAGAACAAGGUCAACGAGAAUUCCGAAAGCCGGAAGAAGGACCGACACAACAGACCGCACAAAUGCGCGCACUGCCCGAAGGCGUUCGCGCAGGCUCAGUCCCUGGCGAACCACGUGGAGAGACACAACCGCGUGAAGGACACGCAGAAGCGAUUCCUCUGCGAGAAGUGUAGCAAGUGCUUCGCCCAGAGCGGCUCGCUCGUGGCGCAUAUGCGCACGCACACCGGCAUCAAGCCGUACGUGUGCAAGAUCUGUAGCCGCGCCUUCACCAAGAGCACCUACCUGCAGCUGCACCUGAGGACGCACAGCGGCGAGAAGCCGUACAUCUGCCAGUAUUGCAGCAGGGCGUUCGCCAGAGCCAACACACUGGCGCGUCACAUCACGAUGCACACCGGCGAGGCCAAGUAUCAAUGCGGCAUCUGCGCCAAAUCCUUCCGACGACUGACCUCGUUGAACGAGCACACGUACACGCACACCGGGCAACGGCCGUACGCGUGCAAGCUCUGCACCAAGAGGUACAACAACGCUGGUUCAUUAUACGCGCACACGAAGAAGUGCAAGGCGCAACAGAUGUCCGGCUCGACGACGACACCGGCGACGUUCGCGGUAUCGGCAGCGGACAACGUGCCACAACAGAAUGAUGCGCCUAUGCCCCAGCUACUGAUCUACUCGCAGAGGAAGCUGGUGGAUGACGCAGCGGUUGGCCAGGUUGCACCUACGUCGCAGUACAUGGUAGCCAAUAUGCACAAUCAGAAAACGGUGCCGACCAACGUGAUACCGCCGUUCACCGUAGAAGACCCGAGUGUGUACAACGCGAAGCAGUUCAAGAACUCGUACUACGCUAUUUAUCCGAACAUGUAACGGUAUGUCGACUGUCCAUCAUGUCCGAUCGUCGGUUGAUUCGUCCAUCGUCGUCUUCAUCCGGCAAUUUUGUUUGACUCGUGCAGUUCGCGAACAAGGUUAGUUUGUUAGAUCAAGAAUUUAAAUAAUAUUACGUUGAAAAAUAAAGAAGAUCUGCCAGUCUAGCAUGCUCAAGAAAGUGGAUUUAGAAACUUCAGUGUUUAAAUUUAUAUAUUUUAAUUUUUAUACAAGAGAGUGAUUAAGUAAGUACUAAUUUCACAGAAUCGGAUUUAUAUAUAUUUAUAACACGAUCGAAGAAAUAUUUUUCUUUAUGCAUAAGGAAGAUUAAUUGUUUAGAUUAAUUCUUGUUGAAUUUUUUAAAAUUUAUACAAUAAUAUGGGCAUGGCAUAGUAGACAGUGCACGAGUCUAUAUACAGUAUCCAAACAUUUUGUUGAACAAUAUGUAUUCUUGAGCAUCAGAUUGCAGUAAUAUUUCGUGGAUAACUCAGGUUACAAAAGUUAAAAAUUCUCAACAUAAUGUACAAAAUACAACAAAAAGAAUGACAUUAAAAUUAGGAAAAGUUAGAGUAUUAGCAAGUGAGGAUCACAAGAAAAUUGUAUAAAUAGUUUAUAUAAUGUUGGGUAGGUGGCUAUAACUAGCUUUUUAAUGGACGAUAUGCAUUCGUUGAUUUACAACAUGUAUACAGUGUGUUUCAUUACGAGCAUCAUAAUGUAAUUCGUUGAAACAACGAUAUAAAAUAUUUAUUAUCUUAUGAUAGGAUGCAUCUUUUUGUUUUGACGGUUACAAAAAUUUUUCGACAUGCGCCAUUCCAUACACAGUCAGUGGUGGUACCAGAGCGUGGAGGCUAUAAUGCUAUGUUUUAAUGUACAGAAUUUUCAGAAAGAAAUUAUCACAAAAUUGUUAAAAAGAACUGAUUUCUUAAAUCAUGCGAUGAUGUGUGUGUGUAUAUGGACAGUCUGUAUACAUACUAUAUAUUAUUAUGUUAAAUAUAAAAUCUCCUGAGCGUGGGCAUACAUGAAGACUGGAGUACCAUAAAUCAUUGAGGUAAAAGUAGAUGAUCAUGCAUAAAAUGUCAUUAACGUAAAAGAUAUUUUUGCUGCAAUUAUUAAUAUUAAUUGGUAACGUUACGCACACGAAGAUUUUUUUGCAUGAUAUGAUUAUACUAAUGUAAAACGUUGCAAUAAUUGAUUUUCGUACGGAUACUUAAAAAAAAAUUAAGUAUAAUAUACAAUCUGUAUAUCUAAAAACUAUUAAUUAUAUAUAGAUACAUAUAUAUAUAUAUAUAUAUAUUUAUGUAAAUAGUCCAAAAUAAAUUAUAUUACGUCUUUGUAAAAAUAGCAGAUAUCCCAAAAAUGAGUCGCUCAUAAUUUUAUGGGGCAUGAUGGGUGUCGAUAAGGCUAAUUCAAUGCAAUAUUUUAUAAUAAACUUUAUAGAAAACUAA